Prunus avium (sweet cherry) is the source of this 1938-nucleotide messenger RNA. NCBI's taxonomy places the organism in Eukaryota, Viridiplantae, Streptophyta, Magnoliopsida, Rosales, Rosaceae. The record is from RefSeq and is a predicted model, not a curated record.
AUGGUGAGUGCAGGUAUAAGAACUUCAAAUACAUACUCAUAUUUAGCAGAAGAAGUAUGCGGAUCUCAAAAUGUUGGAUUUACAAAGAUAGAUUGCUACAAUUUUGUCAGUAGGGAAAAAAUGAAUCUACUUGAAGCAGGCGAUGCUCAAAGCUUGAUCAAUCUUUUCAAGCACAAGCAAGUUGAAGAUCCAAUGUUCUUUUACACAGUGCAAGUAGAUCAAGAAAACCGAAUGACAAACUUUUUUUGGAGGGAUGGAAGGUCCAGACUUGAUUAUGAGUGUUUUGGGGACGUGAUCGUAUGUGAUACUACAUAUCGAACCAACAGGUACAACAUGAUUUGCGCUCCUUUUGUAGGGGUUAACCAUCAUUGGCAUAAUGUGUUGUUUGGCUGUGCUUUUUUGUUGGAUGAAAAGAUUCCUACAUUUCGGUGGUUGUUUGAGACAUUCUUAGAAUCCAUGGGAAAUCGAAAACCUGUAACCAUUUAUACUGAUCAAUGUCAUGCAAUGGCAAAUGCCAUCUCCACAGUUUUUCUUGGGACAUGUCAUCGUUUAUGCACAUGGCACAUAUCAAGAAAUGCAACACUGAAGUUGGCAAGUUAUUAUGCCAUUCCGGAGUUUAAGAGGUUAUUCAACAAGUGUCUUGAAGGAGGUGAGACAGAGUCUGAAUUUGAGUAUACUUGGAAUGAAAUGAUUUCAAAGUUUGACCUUGCAGAUAACACAUGGCUUAAGACCUUAUAUCAGAUUCGUGAAAAGUGGUGUCCAGUGUUUAGCCUAGAUACUUUCACUGUCAGGAUCAAAGCUUCUCAAAGAAGUGAGAGUAUGAAUAAUGUUUUUCAUCAUAUGUGUACUAAAACAAUGAGGCUUACUGAAUUUGUGCAUCAUUAUGAUAAACAAACAAAUGGUAUGAGGUCACGAGAGUUGGAAGAAACUUUUCGAUGCAAUCAGGGAUUACCUUCCAGAGCUGCCAAAAAAAGUGGACUUCUGCUUCAUGCUGCUAAUGUCUACACGAGAAAAUUUUUUAAAUUAUUUGAGACUGAGGUUAUUGAUAGUUUAGCGGUAAGAAUGCGUCAAACUGGAAGUGAUGGAACACUCCAAACUUUUGAGCUUAAUGAGGAGGGUCGCAAAAGAGUGCAUGUUGUCCAAUUUAACUCUUUAAAUUUCAAUGUCUUAUGCAGUUGCAAGAUGUUUGAAUCCAUGGGUUUAUUAUGUCGUCAUGCUCUAAGGGUGUUGAAUGUAAAAGAGGUUACUGAGAUACCAUCUCAGUACAUAUUGAAGCGGUGGACAAAAGAAGCAAAGAAAGGAUGGGAUGCAAAUGAGCAUGGAGAAUCUUUACAAGUAAGUGAUAAAUCAUCAGUGACUUUGCGUCGGAAUAGUUUGAUGCGAAUGGCUUAUGAUAUAUUGAGUAAGGGAGCGGAGACAGAUAACACUCAUAGAAUUGCAAUGCAAAAAUUGAAAGAAAUGGAAGAAUUGAUUGAAAAAUAUAUGCUGAAGUCUAAAACAGUUGGAACUUCUAAUGAAGAAAGCAAUGGAGUUCUGAAUGAUAAUACUCUUGUGGACACACAUAGAGUUAGCGGUUCGUAUGAUGAGACACCAGUGUUAGAUCCCUCAUGUGUGAGGCCAAAAGGGAUAAGUAACGCCAGAUUAAAGCCUAGUUUUGAGAAACGAAAGAAGAAGACAUCACUCUCAAAAAAAAUUAAACAACCAAGAAAAGGAGGUUCUUCACAAACCUCACUUCAUGCACCCAAUUAUUUAAGUAUGACUAUGCCAACAACGAAUGGCCGUUUUCCUUCAUCCAAUCAGGAUUCCAAUUUUAGUUGGUCAUUUAGUCAACCAAAUGUUUCCUUCACCAAUAUGCUUCAGGAUCAAAAUUAUUUGGCACAUUUGAAUCAAGAUUUCUUUUCCACUGGUUUUGAACAACAUCAGGAUCCAAAGGAAUAA